Molecule: messenger RNA, 462 nt
Organism: Oncorhynchus mykiss (rainbow trout)
Lineage: Eukaryota; Metazoa; Chordata; Actinopteri; Salmoniformes; Salmonidae
Product: ATP synthase F(0) complex subunit k, mitochondrial
Cellular component (GO): proton-transporting ATP synthase complex
Source: RefSeq, a predicted model, not a curated record
UGACUGGCGUUAGCUUCGUCCACAAACAUUGGUUCACUAAAUACUAACCACUGAACAUGCGCUGUAGAGAGUAGGCGGGAUUUCCUGAUACUUUUAGCAUUUCGGCCUCUCUCGUUGAAGGGCACUUGUACAAUUCCGUGCACAAGCUACUAUCCAACAUGGGCGGACACGACGCAGGAACCAGUCACCAGUUUACUGGUUUUGCCAAGUACUUCAAUGCAUACACAAUCACAGGCAGGAGGAACUGUGUCUUGCUCACAUAUGCAAGCAUAGCCACCAUUGCCCUCUUCUUCAAGUUGAAGCCCAAGAAACAGGCGGCUGUCACGGCAAAGUGAUGUGUCCUGACUGUUCUGUAGUAUAGUGGUUGGAAGCUUGACGGCAGCUGGAUGUGCUUGCAAGAAUUAAGGCCAUAUUACUUGGCAUCGCCGUGUUAUUAACAAUAAAAAUGUACAUUUUAACCCA